AUGACCUCUGAGGCAGGCCUGACCACAGUAUACUAUUUCAUACCAUUAGAUGGCGACAGGGAGGAUAAUCCGAAUACAUUUAAAGUUCAGGGUGAUUAUUCAUCCUUAACAAUAAAACAGGUAAAAGAUUCUUUUCCAUUACCUGGAAUUUACUACUUUAGAUUUAAGGUGCGUAUAGGAAAUACUUAUGCAUGGAUGGAUCCUUUAAGUGAUGAUGAUAUUGUGCCUUUAUAUGAUGAUGCAAUCAUAGCAAAAGUUUUAAGGAUAAAUUGGGAUUACAAUUGUAGACUCACCCAUAGAUCAAAAAAUAAGCAAGACGCUCAUUCAGCCACAACAAGAGUAGUUUCUCCGCCAAGCUCUUUAAGUGGUGUUUUUUACCAACAAAAAAACCAAAUUCAACACCAACCCCCUACAAAAACAUCCCAACCCCACCCUCCACCACCACCUCCGCCACCUCCUAUCUUAAGGCAUUCAAUGACUUCUGAUACAAUUCCAUCAACCUCUAAUAAUGUCGAUUUAAUUGAUUUAAACUGUGAUUAUCCUAAGUGGAAUUCAAGUUCUGGAUACAUAUAA
Cryptosporidium ubiquitum is the source of this 573-nucleotide messenger RNA. RefSeq lists its product as uncharacterized. The transcript has a single exon. NCBI's taxonomy places the organism in Eukaryota, Apicomplexa, Conoidasida, Eucoccidiorida, Cryptosporidiidae. The record is from RefSeq and is a predicted model, not a curated record. The coding region runs from base 1 to 573 and encodes 190 amino acids.